AGUAUUUUUUUGAUUCAUACUCUGAAGCCUUCUAGCUUCUUCAUUUUCUGUCAGUAGAUUUGACGAGGCCGGGUUGUUCGUCGACGCGGAGGUCGUGCUUCCUUCAACCAUAGGGUCGAAGAAGCAGCGCUGCUUGGUUCUGUUUUUGCUGGAUCUCUGUGACUGUGACUUUGUUAGAGGCAGUGAUUUCAGAGUUGCCGAGAAAUCUAAAAUUCGAAUUCCAAGAAAGUCAAAAUGGUACUACACGAAGAACCACCGAUCCCGGUUUCCUCGUUGCUGGAGCCUGCUUACGGCGAGUGGUCUCAACACGAAGAACUUCGAUCCAACGAGUUCCAGACCCUGCGAAAUUUUCACGCUGUUUUCGAUUUGGAGAACUCUUCAGGUGCACCAAUUGGUAUACCGGAAAAUUUUUGGGUCUUUCUUCGUGAGAAUCCAAAAUUAAAUAAUGUGGCUUAUAUGAAGAUGAAACACAUUCGGGAAAUCAUGAACUAUGAGCAAAACACAAUUGGCCCUUUUACACGAAUGAAAUCUAGGAAAAGCUGUCAUAUCUUGGUGAAUAACAAGUUGAUUGUGGAGGUUCAAGAAGACAAUACUAUGUAUGCGGGAAUGAUAGCCUUGGAUGCAAUGCAAUGCAAGUUUGCCAAUACAUCAGAUGGAUACUCAGUGAGUGUCCAAUUAUUUGAGCCCACAAAUGAGCCAAACAUGGCAGAACUGAAGGUGGUAGUUUAUAAAUUGGACAAGGGAGUUGAGCUUAACUACGAUAAACUGCCGCUAGAACUGAGAAAUAAGUUUAAGAAUCAAAUAAUGAGUAUUGGUCAGAAUGUGUCAUUUCACAUCGGGGCUUAUUUUAAAGUUACUUGCAUAAGAAGGUUGGAACGAGCUAAUGAAUGCGAUAAUCUACGGGGCAAAAUAACCAAAGAAACAAUAAUUACUAUCGAACGCCCUAAAGGCUUCAACAAAGAAAUCCAGAUGAGAAAUAUUGAGGAGACGCUAAUAUCAUUGGGCAUUGGUGGCAUAGGACCAACAUUUCGGUCCAUAAUUCAAAAAGCUUUUGCCAGUAGAUUUCUUAGCCCAACAUUUUGCAAAAGACAUAACAUCAAUCACGUAAAAGGAAUGGUUUUAUACGGUCCCCCUGGGACAGGAAAGACCUUGCUUAUGAGGAAACUUGCUGAACUAUUGGAUGUAGUGGAACCAAAGGUUGUAAAUGGCCCUGAGCUAUUAGUUAAGUGGGUGGGCCAGAGCGAGCAGAAUGUGAGAAGUCUUUUCGCUGAAGCAAGAGAAGACUACAAGAUUAAAGGAGAUAAUAGUUCUCUCCAUAUAAUCAUCUUUGAUGAAUUAGAUUCAAUAGCAAGGACAAGAGGUCAAUCCACUCAAUCAGAAAUGCGGGAUGGCAUUGUGAAUCAAUUAUUGACAAUGAUUGAUGGUUUUUCUGGUAUAAACAACAUCUUCAUUGUUGGAACAACAAAUCGAUUGGACCUUAUAGAUAGUGCUCUCUUAAGACCGGGCCGAUUGGAGCUUCUUCUUGAGGUGGGCACCCCUGAUGAAGCAGGGCGUCUUGAGAUUUUGAGGGUUCACACCCAAAAUUUAGAUAAAACCUCUUUGCUUGAAUCAGAUGUUAACCUUGAAGAGAUAGCUUCUUUGACUCCAAAUUGGACUGGAGCAGACCUUGCUGGUCUCACAAGAUUUGCAUUGUCAAAUGCUAUAAAUCGAAUCAUGGAAAACACUAUUGGGCAAGUUGAAGAGAAAAAUAUCAGAGUAAAUCAAGCUGAUCUCAAAUUUGGCAUUGAAGAACGAUGUGCAACCAAAAACUCCACAGUUAUAAAACUAAAAAAGUACAGGUCAAAUGUCCUGGUGGACAUCUCCUGUGUUCCUUCUCUUUCUGAAGCCUGCGAGAGAGUUGAUCAAGUUGCAAAAAACCUUUGGCAUUGUAAAUCCCAUCACUUUCUUUCCUGCCUUUUGGCAGGACCAAGUGGGUGUGGGAAAACAACUUUGGCUGCACACAUUGUCCAAAAAAAUCGUUUUAAACAUGUGAAUAUGGUUCAACCUGAAUCAAUGAUUGAUUUCUCUGAAAAAGAAAAAUCACAAAAACUUGUGGAGAUUUUUGAGGAUGCCUUGAAGUUCAGUUCAAGCCUCAUCAUUCUUGAUGAUGUUGAGAGAUUGGUAGGAUAUACAGAGGUUGGACAAUAUCCAAAAGCAAUUUCUGAAACUUUAAAGUGUCUACUGAGAAAGCAUGUUACAAAGGAUACAAAAGUGUUUGUGUUAGGAAUCACAAGUGAAAGGAAUAUAUUGGAGAAAAUCGGAAUCUCUGAUGUUUUUACUCUCCAAGUAGCAAUUCCACCAUUGAAAGAUGAUGAUUUAAAAAAGAUCUUGUUACACUUAAAUAUUCGCAAUGAGGAAGUAAUUAAAGCAGCAGUGUCAAAGAAAAUUUCCCUUAAAAAAUUGCAUUUGUUGAUUGAUCUCAUCUCCAAUGAGAAUGCGCAUGAUUGUUCUAGUGGCCAGAAACAUAUCGAUGAGGGGGACUUUUUGCAGUAUUUGAAUUACAUCAAUAAGAGUGCCGGGGAGUUAGCUCAAGGACAAGCCCAGGCCCAAGCUCAAGCGACAGAGAGAGAAAUUCUAACCUGCGACACAGAGAGAAAUUCUCAGCUUCAUGACCAGCAGAUAUUGGAACUCCGUUCUCAGAUUUCUAACCUGCAGUCUCAGAUCCAGGCACUUACUGAGGACUUUAGGAGUGCUAAUCUGGGGGUCCCUCCUGCGGCUGUUGCCACUCAUGUGCAGCCACCUAUGCCUCCAAGUCAGCCCUCUUCUUCACAUAAUGUAGAGCUCCCUUGAGGGACUCAUUAUUUUAGGUUGAUGAAUUUUUUUUUUUUUUUAAGAUUUUACUCGGAGUUGAUAUGUUUUGGUGUUGUGUUUGUUGAGUUCCUCAUCGCAAGUCCUCUCUCUCUUAUAACUUUGGUAUGAUUUUUGUUUGAGUUAAUACUUGGUUAAUUUGGAAGUGAGAAUUUAAAUUUAUAUCAAAACACAAUCUACAUGACUAUGUAU
Messenger RNA from Quercus lobata, 3039 nucleotides. Its product is annotated as vesicle-fusing ATPase-like. The record is from RefSeq and is a predicted model, not a curated record. Gene Ontology annotation, molecular function: ATP binding; ATP hydrolysis activity. Bases 235 to 2829 code for a protein of 864 amino acids. Gene Ontology annotation, cellular component: Golgi stack. Gene Ontology annotation, biological process: Golgi to plasma membrane protein transport; intra-Golgi vesicle-mediated transport; SNARE complex disassembly. NCBI's taxonomy places the organism in Eukaryota, Viridiplantae, Streptophyta, Magnoliopsida, Fagales, Fagaceae. The transcript is spliced from 24 exons.